Glycine soja is the source of this 1970-nucleotide messenger RNA. Its product is annotated as L-ascorbate oxidase homolog. NCBI's taxonomy places the organism in Eukaryota, Viridiplantae, Streptophyta, Magnoliopsida, Fabales, Fabaceae. Gene Ontology annotation, molecular function: oxidoreductase activity; copper ion binding. The coding region runs from base 109 to 1761 and encodes 550 amino acids. The transcript has 3 exons. The record is from RefSeq and is a predicted model, not a curated record.
GAGGCAGAAGAAGACAAUAACUAUCUUCUUCCAAAUAAAAAAAAAAAAAGAAAAAGGAAGGAGAUAGGAAAGGGUUAAUUGAAUCCAAAAAAAGAAGAGAAAAACAAAAUGGGCAGGGUUUCGACUUCAAUGAUAGCAUUGUUGCUUUGCCUGAUGACAUCAUCGGUUCGGGGCGAGGACCCUUACAUUUACUACACAUGGAACGUGACCUACGGCACCAUUGCCCCAUUGGGUGUCCCCCAACAGGGUAUCCUCAUCAAUGGUCAGUUUCCCGGCCCCGAAAUCAACUCCACCAGCAACAACAACGUGGUCAUCAAUGUCUUCAACAACCUCGACGAGCCUCUCUUGUUCACAUGGCAUGGUGUCCAACAGAGGAAGAACUCUUGGCAAGAUGGCACAUUGGGUGCCCAGUGCCCUAUCGCCCCAGGCACCAACUACACCUACCGCUUUCAGGUUAAGGAUCAAAUUGGAACUUACUUCUACUACCCGACCACCGGCUUGCAACGCGCAGUGGGUGGCUUCGGGGGUUUAAGGAUCUUCAGCCGUCUGUUGAUCCCAGUGCCCUAUGCUGAUCCCGCCGAUGAGUACUGGGUGCUCAUCGGUGACUGGUUCGGCAAGAGCCACACUGCCUUGAAACAAACAUUGGACAGCGGACGCAGCAUUGGCAGGCCCAGUGGGGUCCACAUCAACGGCAAGAACGGCGGGCUCGAGGCCCUCUACACCAUGGAGCCCGGAAAGACCUAUAAGUACAGAAUCUGCAACGUUGGGCUCAAGGAAGCCCUCAACUUCAGGAUCCAGGGCCACCCCAUGAAGCUCGUUGAGACCGAAGGCUCCCACGUUGUUCAAAACACCUAUGACUCCCUCGACGUCCACGUCGGACAGUGCUUCACCGUCCUCGUUACCGCCGACCAGGAGCCCAGGGACUACUUCAUGGUCGCCUCCACGCGCUUCACGAAGAAGGUUAUAACUGCCACGCGCGUGAUUCGUUACUCGAAUGGCGUCGGGCCCGCAUCCCCUCUUCUUCCCCCUGCACCCCACCAAGGCUGGGCCUGGUCUCUUAACCAGUUCCGCUCCUUCCGUUGGAACCUUACCGCCAGCGCUGCAAGGCCCAACCCUCAGGGCUCAUACCACUACGGUCAGAUUAACAUCACCCGCACCAUCAAGUUGGUCGGCACCCGAAGCAAGAUCGGCGGCAAGCUCCGUUACGCACUCAACGGUGUCUCCCACGUCGACCCCGAAACCCCUCUCAAGCUCGCCGAGUACUAUGGUGUCGCCGACAAGGUCUUCAAGUACAACCUCAUCUCUGACGCCCCAGACGCCGCCAUCGCCUCCCGCGACCCCAUCAUCGCCCCCAACGUCAUCAACGCCACCUUCCGCAACUUCAUCGAAGUCAUCCUCGAGAACCCCACCAAGGUCACCCAGUCCUACAACCUUGAUGGCUACUCUUUCUUUGCCGUCGCGGUUGAGCCGGGGCAGUGGAGCCCAGAGAAGAGGAAGUGCUACAACCUUCUUGAUGCUGUCAGCAGGCACACCAUCCAGGUGUUCCCAAAGUCUUGGGCCGCAAUCAUGUUGACUUUUGACAACGCUGGAAUGUGGAACUUGAGGUCGGAGAUGGCAGAGAAUCGUUACCUGGGACAGCAAUUGUACGUGAGUGUCUUGUCUCCCAACAGGUCCCUUAGGGAUGAGUACAACCUCCCAGAGACCCAGCUUGUCUGCGGAAUCGUCAAGGAUAUGCCUAAGCCACCACCUUACUCCAGUUAAGAGAUUUUUCUUCUGCGAUCAUCAUCAGUGCCACCACGUCGUAGCUCCAAAAUUGUUCCAUCAUGAGAUUGAGACGAGGGGUUAAUUAAUUAGCUCUAGUUCAUUUCUCAUGUUUCUUGCGUGGUCACUGAUGUACAACCCUUUCCUAUUCAUUUUCUAUAUCAACAUCACAUAAAUAUAUAUAUGAAAGUCUCCUUCCUUUUCCUAUA